AUGAAUCUUGAAACUACUAAUGAAGGAGGAAUAUUUAUCGCAAAUUCAAACGGCUGGGAUGAUAAUUCCAAACAAUUUAUGCUUAAGAUAUAGAAAGAGAUGAAAGAAGAUGAGAAAGUCUUUAUUUCAUAAUUAAUGCGAUACCAAAGAAAUUAUGAAAAUGGAAAUGAUUAACAUUAAGUUCCCACUAAUAUACUAAAAUUGUAUGAUUAUUUCUAGUGGCAAUCAAGCCAUUGCAUCGUAAUGGAAGUUGGUUAAGAAAGUUUACUUGAAUACAUAGAUUUGAGCAACGCAGAUUCCAAAAAGAACUAGAAAGCAUUUUGA
Paramecium tetraurelia is the source of this 324-nucleotide messenger RNA. RefSeq lists its product as uncharacterized. Lineage: Eukaryota; Ciliophora; Oligohymenophorea; Peniculida; Parameciidae. The record is from RefSeq and is a predicted model, not a curated record. The transcript has a single exon.